Tribolium castaneum (red flour beetle) is the source of this 1327-nucleotide messenger RNA. Its product is annotated as tumor protein p63-regulated gene 1-like protein. NCBI's taxonomy places the organism in Eukaryota, Metazoa, Arthropoda, Insecta, Coleoptera, Tenebrionidae. The record is from RefSeq and is a predicted model, not a curated record. Gene Ontology annotation, cellular component: cytoplasm. The coding region runs from base 101 to 1159 and encodes 352 amino acids. The transcript is spliced from 6 exons.
AGUUCGAGUGACCAUGGUAUAAGUAACGUUAUGUCACAGUGACGUUUGUAAUCAGCUGAUCGUCUCCCAAAUAAACAAAAAGUAAUUUCUCGCUCAAAUCAUGAUUGAAGAUGAAGACAGUCUGGAAGAGGAAUUGCUGCACGAAUUCGAAGACGGAACAUUAGAGAUAAGUCCCGAAAAUAAAUUAAACAAUGAUAAGCAGAUAAAGCCGGAAUCUCCUGAUAAGCCCGAGCCAAACAAAGGCGAUAAUUAUUGGAGCUCGAAUUUCAUAACACCUCUCACUUCAAUUCCCAAUAAAAUCACUGCGUCUAUUUGGUGUAAGAACCCCAAAACACCCACCCCAACUAAAGAAAACACGAUCCAACAAACGAUCUCUAUCACCGAAAACCCCUACAAUUAUUUCACUUUCCGCGAAAGCGUCCUUGCGAGGGCUUUGGGCGAGUGCAAGGAACAGUUCCUUGAUGAGGAAGUGGACGGACCUCUGACUGAAGCUUUCCUACUCACACAGAUUAGUCACUGGAAUUCAGAUAAAGAACGACUUGUUCUACUGACACCCAAAACUCUCGUUAUUUGCAAAUACGACUUUAUCGCUUUGAAAAGACUGGCAUACAAAAAACUGCCCUUAGAGGUAAUUGAUCAAGUCAUUUAUGGCGAGUUGGUCUAUCCCAGUGGGUCACUAAUACCCCAAAUGAAUGGAUUUGUUAAUGGGUUAUCCAAUGUUUUGGAGACUUGUUUGUUUGCCAGGUGGUCGAAAAGGAACAACAAGAUGAGUAACUUUUACCAACCUAGUAUAUUUAUCAGAAGCCGCAACAUGAAGGGGGUCCGCUUGCUGUGGAACAAAACCAAAGGUGAGAAGUUAGGGGCUUACUGGAACCCCUUCAAGGAAGACGUGCCCUUUUGCACCUUCACCUUCCACCCUUUAUUUUUCCACAAAGACUGCGUCGAUGAAAAGCUGAAAAAUCUCUACUCGUUAGACACUUUCAUCGAAAAAAUCUCAAAAGCUAUUGCCGACUUACCACGGAACAAUGAACAGAACCAAGAACCUUGCACUAUACAAGAACGCGAUAUAGUUUUGAAGAGUUAUGUGGGAAUCGGGUCCGUUAUACACAAUCGAAACUCGUUGGGGUUUUUCAAAGUUAGAGGCAAAUUCAGUUUUUAAUGUGAUGUAAUAUGCGAUAUUUUAUCUCUACGUGCACAAUUUACGAUCUCUCAAUAUUAAACGCACCAACUGUUGUUUAUCUACCUGUCUGUAUAUAUUUGUACCUUUGAGAAUUGUUGUCUUUGGCCUAUUAUUUAUCGAUAUGAAUAAAAAUGCAGCAAAUUAGAA